AAACCAAGCAAAGACAGGCAGGCCAGUGACCCUCCCCUCCCCUCGCUGCCGCGUACAUAGCAAAUAGCGUCGCGUUGCCCCACACGCAGACACAACACCACCGCAGCGAAAAGCAACCAACCUCCUUUCCCUUCCCCUCUUCUCAACUCCGCUCCCUUCUUGCGCGGCCGGCGGGGGCGCCCCAGCCCCACCCACACCCUGGCCUUGAUGACUACUGCGCCCAACAUCGAGAUGAUCGCCUCCUCGUUGCGCCACUGCUCCCUCAACGGCGGCGGUGGUGGCGGAGGCGGGCGGCGCCAGGGCGGCGGAGGCAGGCGCUGCGGCGGCGAGGGCGGCGACGACAGCGAGGGCGUCACCGUCGAGCUCAACUCCGACGUCGCGCUGCCGUACCACUGGGAGCAGUGCCUCGACAUCCAGACGGGGCAAGUGUACUACAUCAACUGGGAGGACGGCACCCGCACGACCGUCGACCCGCGCACGUCGGCCUUCUCGCCGACGCGGCGCUCUACGUCGUCGGCGUCGCGCCGCUCGGCGCGCACACGCCGCGACUCCACCCCCUCGUCGGGUUACACCUCCGUGUCGUCCGUGGGCGCCGUGGCCGCCGACAGCGGCUACGACAACGAGGAGGGGGACGGCGAGGACGACGACGAGGAGGCCGAGAGCAGCAGCAGCACCACGAGCAGCAGCUCCAGUAGCACCGGCAGCAGCCGUGGCUCCGCCGUCUCGUCCACGCUCUCGUCCUUCUCGCCCACCGACGAGUCCGCCUCCGGCGACAACGGCAGCGCCAUCGGCGCCGGGCACGUCCUCGUCGCAGCCGGGUGCCGCGCGUGCUUCAUGUACUUUAUGGUGCCCAAGCGCGCCGACGUGUGCCCCAAGUGCGGCAGCUCCGGCCUCCUCCACCUCAGCCGCAACGACUAUGCCUGAUCUAGCUCGCCCCCGCCCGUCGCCGUGCGAUUCACUAAUUGUAGGGCGGGGGGGGGGGGUGCUCUUCGCAAAUGGGCAAGCUCUGCCAUGGAGCCAAUGGCUGGCUAGGUGUCAGUAUAACUUCCAUAAAACUAGUUUUCUUGCAAAGAGGUCCCCAAAUCUUGUCAUUGAUUCCUGCUACAUUGUAUGCCAAUUUGCAAAAUGUAUGGGAGAACCAUUUCUAGAAUUUCUUUUCCUUUCACUACUGUAUUUCUGGGUGUCAUUUUCUAUUAUAUUUUUCUUUUACCUUCUCCAGCUAGUGGGACCCAGAUGCAGAGAGACUGACCCUUUUUUUCUUUUCAUCUGAUGCCAAAUGCCAGGCAGAGGGAGAUGUGUUGUGUGUUGUUGCUGCUGGAUUAUGCCCUUGCUUUGGUAGCAUAUACACCAGCGUUUAUGUAUGUGGGUGGUUCACUCCA
Messenger RNA from Phragmites australis (common reed), 1379 nucleotides. Its product is annotated as protein CURLY FLAG LEAF 1-like. The transcript is spliced from 2 exons. Gene Ontology annotation, molecular function: protein binding. The record is from RefSeq and is a predicted model, not a curated record. The coding region runs from base 208 to 924 and encodes 238 amino acids. NCBI's taxonomy places the organism in Eukaryota, Viridiplantae, Streptophyta, Magnoliopsida, Poales, Poaceae.